This is a messenger RNA of Seminavis robusta, 633 nucleotides long. The record is from the annotation of a GenBank genome assembly. NCBI's taxonomy places the organism in Eukaryota, Bacillariophyta, Bacillariophyceae, Naviculales, Naviculaceae.
AUGGGAUCGAGGUUUGUGGGCUUCGUGAAACGCUUGGGUCUGCCCUUUGCAUUAACUCUGGCAGGAAGCUAUGUGGAACGCAGGCUCUUGACAGAGACUUCGCUGGCAUUUUUGCUAGAAGAAACACCUCCCUUGGGUGUCCCGCGAGGCCUCGGAUUGACGACUGGUCUGUUGGUGUUGACGACUUUUUGGUUGCUCUUUUACGGCUUUCUCGUCGUGGGACGUGCCCGCACACAGUGCAUGGAAUUGGCACGAAAAGAUGGCGAAACGGAGGUGGAAGAACGGUACGGAUUGCCCAAUCUCUAUGCGCAAGGCACAUCCAAGCACGCUCGAACGUUUAAUAUGGUCCAACGAUCUCACCAAGGCAUUAUGGAAUCCUUUCCUGGUUAUAUCCUCAUGAGCUUGAUUUCCGCUACUAAUUUUCCUAUUUUGACGGCAAUCAACUGUGCUCUGUGGUGGUAUUCUCGAAUUGUGUGGACACGAGGGUACUCUGCGGGCAGUCAUCCCAGAGACCGAUAUUCUCAUCCACAGAGUCGGUUGUUUUGGAUGAACAUGGCGGCUUUGUUUUUACUCUCCUUGUUGGGUUCAUUCAAUUUGGUUGCAGGAUAUGCUUUCUUUUGGGAUGUCUUGUAA